Messenger RNA from Neofelis nebulosa (Clouded leopard), 4840 nucleotides. RefSeq names its product RB transcriptional corepressor 1 (gene RB1). NCBI's taxonomy places the organism in Eukaryota, Metazoa, Chordata, Mammalia, Carnivora, Felidae. The record is from RefSeq and is a predicted model, not a curated record. Gene Ontology annotation, biological process: regulation of transcription by RNA polymerase II; neuron projection development; negative regulation of G1/S transition of mitotic cell cycle. Gene Ontology annotation, molecular function: RNA polymerase II transcription regulatory region sequence-specific DNA binding. Gene Ontology annotation, cellular component: Rb-E2F complex; nucleus; chromatin.
ACGCCGGCGGGCCCGGGAGCCUCGCGGACGUGACGCCGCGGGCGGAAGUGACGUUUUCCCGCGGUUGGACGCGGCGCUCGGUUGCCGGGCGGGGGAGGGCUUGUCCGGUUUCUCUCAGGGGACGUUCAAAUUAUUUUUGUAACGGGAGUCGGGAGAGGACGGGGCGUGCCCCGAAGUGCGCGCGUCCUCCUUCCCCGGCUCUUCGCCACCACUCACUGGCUCCUGCCCUGGGGGGGAGUCAUGCCGCCCAAAACCCCUCGGAGAGCAGCAGCCGCCGCCGCCGCCGCCGCCGAACCCCCGGCGCCGCCGCCGCCCCCUCCUGAAGAGGACCCCGAGCAGGACAGCGGCCCCGAGGACUUGCCUCUGCCCAGGCUUGUAUUUGAAGAAACUGAAGAACCUGAUUUUAUUGCAUUAUGUCAGAAAUUAAAGAUACCAGAUCAUGUCAGAGAAAGAGCUUGGUUUACUUGGGAAAAAGUUUCAUCUGUGGAUGGAGUGUUGGAAGGUUAUAGUCAAAGGAAAAAGGAACUAUGGGGAAUCUGUAUCUUUAUUGCAGCAGUUGACCUAGAUGAGAUGCCAUUCACCUUUACUGAGCUACAGAAAAACAUAGAAACCAGUGUGUACAAAUUCUUUGAUUUACUAAAAGAAGUUGAUACGAGUACCAAAGUUGAUAAUGCUAUGUCAAGACUGUUGAAGAAGUAUAAGGUAUUGUGUGCACUCUACAGCAAAUUGGAAAGGACAUGUGAACAUAUAUAUUUGACACAACCUGGCAGUUUGCUAUCUACUGAAAUAAACUCUAUGUUGGUGCUAAAAGCUUCUUGGAUCACAUUUUUACUAGCUAAAGGGGAAGUGUUACAAAUGGAAGAUGAUCUCGUCAUCUCAUUUCAGUUAAUGCUCUGUGUCCUUGAUUAUUUUAUUAAACUCUCACCUCCUGCAUUGCUUAAAGAACCAUAUAAAACAGCUGUAAUACCUUUUAAUGGUUCACCUCGAACACCAAGGCGAGGUCAGAACAGGAGUGCACGGAUAGCAAAACAACUAGAAAAUGAUACAAGAAUUAUUGAAGUUCUCUGUAAAGAACAUGAAUGUAAUAUAGAUGAGGUGAAAAAUGUUUAUUUCAAAAAUUUCAUACCUUUUAUGAAUUCUCUUGGAAUUGUAGCUUCUAAUGGACUUCCAGAGGUGGAAAGUCUCUCUAAACAAUAUGAAGAAAUUUACCUUAAAAACAAAGAUCUUGAUGCAAGAUUAUUUCUGGAUCAUGAUAAAACUCUUCAGGCUGAUCCUAUAGACAGUUUUGAAAUGCAGAGAACACCACGAAAAAGUAACUCUGAUGAAGAGGUGAAUACGAUGCUUCCGCAGACUCCAGUUAGGACCGUUAUGAAUACUAUUCAACAGUUAAUGAUGAUCUUAAAUUCAGCAAGUGAUCAACCAUCAGAAAAUCUGAUUUCCUAUUUUAAUAACUGCACAGUGAAUCCAAAGGAAAGUAUCCUGAAAAGAGUGAAGGAUAUUGGAUGCAUCUUUAAAGAGAAAUUUGCUAAAGCUGUGGGACAGGGAUGUAUGGAAAUUGGAUCACAGAGAUACAAACUUGGAGUCCGAUUAUAUUACCGAGUAAUGGAAUCUAUGCUUAAAUCAGAAGAAGAACGAUUAUCCAUUCAAAAUUUUAGUAAACUCCUGAAUGACAACAUCUUUCAUAUGUCUUUGUUGGCAUGCGCUCUUGAGGUUGUAAUGGCUACAUAUAGCAGAAGUACAUCUCAGAAUCUUGAUACUGGAACAGAUUUGUCCUUCCCAUGGAUUCUGAAUGUACUUAAUUUAAAAGCCUUUGAUUUUUACAAAGUGAUUGAAAGUUUUAUCAAAGCAGAAGCCAACUUGACCAGAGAAAUGAUAAAACAUUUAGAGCGAUGUGAACAUCGAAUCAUGGAAUCCCUUGCAUGGCUCUCUGAUUCACCUUUAUUUGAUCUUAUUAAACAAGCAAAGGACCGAGAAGGACCAGCUGAUCACCUUGAAUCUGCUUGUACUCUCAGCCUUCCUCUCCAGAGUAAUCACACUGCAGCAGAUAUGUAUCUUUCUCCAAUCAGAUCCCCAAAGAAAAAAGGAACUACACGUGUAAAUUCUACUGCAAACACAGAGGCACAAGCAACCUCAGCCUUCCAGACUCAGAAGCCAUUGAAAUCUACCUCCCUUUCACUUUUUUACAAAAAAGUGUACCGACUGGCGUAUCUUCGACUAAAUACUCUGUGUGCACGCCUUCUGUCUGACCACCCUGAACUGGAACACAUCAUCUGGACCCUUUUUCAGCACACACUGCAAAAUGAGUAUGAACUCAUGAGAGACAGGCAUUUGGAUCAGAUUAUGAUGUGUUCCAUGUAUGGCAUUUGCAAAGUGAAGAAUAUAGACCUUAAAUUCAAAAUCAUUGUAACAGCAUACAAGGAUCUUCCUCAUGCUGUUCAGGAGACAUUCAAACGAGUUUUGAUCAGAGAAGAGGAGUAUGAUUCCAUUAUAGUAUUCUAUAACUCAGUCUUCAUGCAGAGACUUAAAACGAAUAUUUUGCAGUAUGCUUCUACCAGGCCCCCGACUUUGUCACCAAUACCUCACAUUCCUCGAAGCCCUUACAAGUUUUCUAGUUCACCUUUACGAAUUCCUGGGGGAAACAUCUAUAUAUCACCCCUGAAGAAUCCAUAUAAAAUUUCAGAAGGUGUGCCAACACCAACAAAAAUGACUCCAAGAUCGAGAAUCUUAGUAUCAAUUGGUGAAUCAUUUGGGACUUCUGAGAAGUUCCAGAAAAUAAAUCAGAUGGUGUGUAACAGCGACCGUGUGCUCAAAAGAAGUGCUGAAGGAGGCAACCCUCCUAAACCGCUGAAAAAACUACGCUUUGAUAUUGAAGGAUCAGAUGAAGCAGACGGAAGUAAACAUCUCCCAGGGGAAUCCAAAUUUCAACAGAAACUGGCAGAAAUGACAUCUACCCGAACACGAAUGCAGAAGCAAAAAAUGAACGAUAGCAUGGAUACCUCAAACAGGGAAGAAAAAUGAGGAUCCCAUGACCUCACUGGGCACCGUAUACACCUGUGGCCUCAUUGUCUCUCACAGAGCAGACUGUGUGACUCUCCCAGGUUCUGUUUACGGCCGCAUUGGAUAUGAUCUUCAGCUCUUUUUACAGAUAUUGGAUCUCGAGUGUGCAGAUGGGCUUGCCUGUGCAUGCAGGGGAUUCCUAAGCCACUUGCAACGUCGUAGUCAGUAGAAUAUACAUUGUUAUUGCACAAGAUUGAAAAUCUUGUGUAAAUACUGCCAUUUAGAAAGUUGUAGCAGAUGUUUUCAUUUCCAAAAUAUAAUUGCUGUGCUCUACAAACGGCAAGGAUGCCCUGGGAGGGGCAUCCCAGCAACCCAGGCCUAUUUGAGUACUUUGUCUUUUCUUGUGGCAUAUAUGUGAUGUUUGCUAUUAUUUUAUUAAUUUAUAUUUAUAUAUUUUUUAAUUUAACAUGAACGCCCUUAGAAUAUGUGUCCUGUCUUCCAAAUGCAAUUUGGCUGACUACUUCCCCCUCACCCAAGUGAUCCUGAACUCUUCUGCUAAAACAGAUAUUAGAAACUAGAAAAAAAAAAUUACUAAUUUUUACACAUUAGAUUUUAGUUUACUAAUGGAAUUUGAUGUACUGUGUGCUUGUUUUAUAAAUUUUAGUUUUAAAAUACAAGCAGAAAGCAGAGUAUAAACAAAUGAUGUCGUCAUACUACUGAUACAGAUUUCAUACCUCAGGACUUGUAAGAAUUUAUUGAUCCUUUUCUCCAUCCAACUCCUGCUUUAAAGUGAGGGUUAUUAAUAGUACUCUUGGUUUUUAUAAACCAUUCAGAACCCCGAAUUCAGGAAGUACCCAUCUAGUACUUGGAAAAUAAAGUGUUCAGCUAGAGCUUUGCCAUAGAGGGCCCUAAGACAGGAUAUCCCAAGUGCACUUUCUAAUGUUUCUGGGUCCGAAGAAUCAAGACCUAAAAUAAUUUUACUCCACAGACUGUUAACUAUAGGAGCCUUAAUUUUUCUUUCUUAGAGGUUUGUUUAAUUGCAUCUCAGCAAUUAUUCUGCCCUCCUAAACUUGGGAAGGGGUGUGUUUUCUCGGGAAUUGUACAUGUCUUCCAUGUAUCUUUUGAGCUGGCAAUUGUCUAUUUAUCUUUUUUUUUUCUUUAAGUCAGUAUGGUCUAACACUGGCAUAUUCAAAGCCACAUCAUUUCUACUCCAAAAUUGCAAGUAAUCAAAGGUCUUUGGGUUAGGCAUUCAUGUUUCUAUCUGAUUUUGUGCAAAAGCUUCAACUUAAAACAGCUACGUUAGAAAAAGAGGCGCUUCCCCCCCCCCAGCACCUAAAGGUGUAUUUAAACUAUCUUGUGUGAUUAACUUAUUUAGAGAUGGUAUAAUUUAAAUUAGGUGAUAUUUAAGGUAGCAUCAGCUAGCUUUUAGGAAAAAUCACUUUGUCUACCCAGAAUUCUUUUUAAAAAGAAUUCUGGUCUUAUUUGUUAGAAAAUGACAUUUUAUUUUGUGCUCGGUUAAGUUUCAAACUUGUUAUCUUGAUAACAAAGGCACUAGAAAGCUUUCUCCCAUUUCCUCAUUAGUUUCUGCAUGAACAUCAUACAAAUCAGUUAGCUUUUAGGUCAAGGGCUACCAUAUUUCUGGGUCUUUAGCUAAUAAAGGUUUACGUUAGAGUUAGUGCCAGAAUUUUAGGAACUUCAGAGAUCAUAUAUUGAGAUUACUUACAUAAGGCUUCAGGUAUUGCUUUAUUGUUUUGUAUUGGUUAAAACUGUACAUUUAAAAUUGCUUUGUUACUAUUUUCUACAAUUAAUAGUUUAUUUUAAAAUAAAUUAGUUGUUAAGAGUC